Colletotrichum orchidophilum is the source of this 315-nucleotide messenger RNA. RefSeq lists its product as uncharacterized. Lineage: Eukaryota; Fungi; Ascomycota; Sordariomycetes; Glomerellales; Glomerellaceae. The record is from RefSeq and is a predicted model, not a curated record. The transcript has a single exon. Bases 1 to 315 code for a protein of 104 amino acids.
AUGAAGACCAAGACCAAGACCGCAGGCCCCUCUGAGAUCAAGACCGACGCACCGAAACUGAACCGCCAAGAACGCGCCGUCAUCAUGAAACUCCUCGGGGGCGUGAGGUCCUUCACCUUCAACCCCCUCACCAGCGAGGAGUCGGCCCUCGUCAAGGCCACGAUCCCGCGCCUCAUCAAGGCCUCCAAGGACCCGCUCAUGCCGGAUGCCGAUCGCUUCUUCAACGACGAUUCGGAUAACCCAACCUUGUUUGGCGACGCUCUUCGAGUGAUUAUGCAGCUGAAGGCGUGGUAUGGGCCUACGGCGUCUCACUGA